GUUUUGUUUACAAACUGAACGCCAUGGCGUCUAAAAACAGUGGUUCAUCGUAAAAGUUCUUCAUGGAAUAAAUCGGUUUUAAUUGUUAUUAACUAAUUGUUUAUUGAAGAAAAUUGUACUAACUUACCGUUCAAACAUGACUGUAUUCAAUUUGGAACAUUUUCCUAAUGUGUGUCGGCUGUGUUUGAAGCCGGCUUUAAGUGGAUUUCAAUCAAUCGAUCAGCAGUUUAGAACGAUUCAGAUGCAAAUUAAAUCCUUCCUGGACGAUGUUACGUACCGGUUAUCUGAGGUAAAGGCCCAACAGCUACCUACGUUAGUGUGUGAUGCAUGUUUGACACAGUUAACCGACUUCGCCAUUUACCGCAAUCGAUUGGUGCUGACGCUCCAGUUUAUGGAAGCUUUAGUGGAUUUGAAGCAUUCCAACUCUCAAACGAUAACUACUCUCUUUGAAACAAGCAAGAAUGAACUGGACGUACUAUUCAAAGAGCUUUCCUUAUGCAGUAAAUUAGAACCACAGGUUGAAGACAUUAUACAGGAAUUUGAGUCUUAUAAUUUCGAAAACUGCAAUAUUAAAGUGGAAAAAGAAGAACAUGCAGAUUCAGAUGAGGAAGACACUUCCUUCGAUGCACGUUAUGACAGUAUACGCGAAGAUGAAUGCCAGGUAAAAUCGGAAUCAGACGAUUUUUCUAGUGACGAUAAUAAACCGCUUCGGACAAGAAAAAUAUCUAAACUGAAAACUGCUUCUACAUCGGCCUCGCGUCAAAACAAAAGCAGCGCUCCCAGACGACCAGGGCGUCCCAGGAUACAUCCCGAAGGAAAAAUUCUACAAGAACCUUGGUCGUGCGGAAAGUGUAAGUUUACCACCAAGUAUCGAAUAGCAGUUGACCGUCACAAAGCUGUCCACGAGAGACGAGAAAAUCGCAUCUUCUCGUGUUCGUUAUGUGCAGAGGUUUUUAAGACGAAGGAUGAACUGCGGACGCAUAGCAUGAACCAUCUGGAGAAUCAAAUCGUUUGCGAAGUUUGCGGCACCUCCCUAAAAAAUCCGAAUUCUUUGAAAGCUCACAUGGAACGGCAUGAUGAUAAACGCAAAUACGCUUGUGAAUACUGCGAUUACGCUUCUCAUACUCAACUCUCUCUGAAAGCGCACAUGAGUGUCCACACUAAUGUUGAUGGUAAAAAACGAUGUGAAGUAUGUGGUGCAGUUUUUAAAACCGGAAGUCUUCUGAAGCGUCACAUGGAGGGGCACAGCAAUGAACGGAAGUACGCCUGUGAGCAAUGUCCAGCACGGUUCAAUACCAACAAUGCCCUCAGAAACCAUCGCAACCGCGUGCAUUUAGCUAUUCGCCACCCUUGCGAAUAUUGUGAUAAGACAUUCGAUCAGAAAAUUAUCCUGCGAGAUCACAUCGAGCGUGUUCAUCAUAUUCAAUGCCAGUUUAUUUGUGAUGUAUGUGUGGUCACGUUCGAUAGCCAGGAAAAGUUAGAUCAGCAUCGGCAGCGACAUGAAAAUCCAAAACCACUGGAAUGUAGCGUCUGUCUUACGAUAUACGCCACACAGGAAGCCUUCGAUGCUCAUCUUUGCAUCACUUACCGGGACAACUAUCAGUGCUGCAACAAGGAUCUGCGCAACCAUGCGCAGUACAAUCGGCACAUGUGGGUGAAACACGGUCUUAAAACCAACGAUCGGGUAAAACCCAUCCCAGGUAUGUUGUUGGGGAACUUGAGAGGCACUCGGAAGCGGUUGGAGCAGUGUCGCAAGUGCGACAUUGCUUUUCCCUCCAGAGCAUUGAAAUUGCAACAUAUGAUCGAAUGCAACCAGUCGUCUGCAGCGCAAUCGGUUAGUACGGAAAGUAACGUGACAAUGCAAACUGAUUACUACACGCUUUCUUCGCUGGACCCUCUCGCUCCUCCCCAAGAACAAACCUCGGCGCUUUGGGGUGCCCACCAGCUUCAGCUGAUUUCGAUGAGCGGAGUAAACUCUCCCUCCAACGGAAACCUGAAAACACGUGAGGAGAUACGUCUGAGAAAUUUGGCUUCUAACCAUCUACGAAUAUCCGCGAUCAAUAAUAAUUGUGACAAAAGAAGGUGUUCAGCAAUGACUGUCCUCAAUUUGGAACAUUUCCCCGAUGUGUGCCGUUUGUGUUUCAAGGUAGGAUCGGAAGCCGAAAUGCAUUCCACAGAUGAAUGUCUCGAUGCUAUUCGAUUGUUGAAAAUCCAAACAUUCAUGGACGAAAUUACUUUUCGGAUCAACGAGGAUAAAUUACAACACAUCCCAAAAAAGAUAUGUGACACUUGUUUGGAACAGCUGACUAACUUCGCCACGUACCGUGACAAAAUGAUACUGACGUUAAGAUUGAUGGAAGCUUUAGUCGAUGUCAAACUAUCCAAUUCUAAACCGCUUAUCAAUCUUUUCAAAGACAGCAAAAGUGAACUCAAUAUUCUAUUUAGGGACAUUUCACAUUCUAGUAAGUUAGAGAUCCAUGUCGAAGAUAUCCUUCAAGAAUUGGAAUUAAACGAUUCAAAGGAUGACGCAACGGUUUUAAAAGUAGAAAAAAUAGAGUUCUCAGAGCCAGAGUAUGACGAUACACAUGGCAACGAAGCAGAUAGCGAUAGCCCGGAUGGUCCAGAAACGGAUACAAAACCAUUUCCAGAAAUAGUUCUGAGUGAAUUAAUCGACGCAAAAUCGGAAACAAACGAACUCUCCAGUGAUGAUGAACCACUCGCAAGAAGAAAAAAAGUCAAACCAAAAUGUCCAAAAACUGAAGAGUCUUGCACAGCGAAAAAUCGCGAACGUAAGGGACCGGGUCGUCCAAGAAUUCAUCCGUUUGGAAAAAUGUUGCCGGAACCGUGGUCAUGCGAGAAGUGCAAAUUCGUAACGAAAAUACGGCGCUCUGUCGAGCGUCAUAAAGCAGUUCACGAGAGAAAGGAAAACCGCUGCUUACCUUGCACAAUCUGUGGAAUGACAUUCAAGAAUAGGCGACAAAUGCGAACCCAUAGUUCAUCGCAUCCGGAGAACCAGUUCAUGUGCGAGGUAUGCGGUACUUCGCUCAGAAAUGCCUAUUCCUUGAAGGUACACAUGGAAAGACAUCAAGAAGCGGAGAAGCAAACUUGCGAGUACUGCGACUAUAGUACGGCAUUCCCGCAUUACAUGAAGGCGCACAUGAAAGUGCACUCAACGGACGAACUAAAGCAGUGCGAGCUUUGCAGCGCCAUACUGCGAAAUGCUACUGUUCUGAAGCGUCACAUGGAGACUCAUACCAAUGAGCGCAAAUACGGUUGUGAUCAAUGUCCGGCGCGGUUCAACACCACUAAUGCCCUUAGAAGUCAUCGGAAAUGCGUCCAUUUGGUCAUUCGUUAUCCGUGUGAUUAUUGUGAGAAGAGGUUCGACCAAAAACUGACACUACGGGAUCACGUCGAACGUGUUCAUAAUAUUCAAUGCAACUUCCCGUGCCCAAUUUGCUUGCUUACGUACGACAGUCAAGAGAAGCUGGAUGUUCACAUGCAGCGACACGAAAGUCCCAAACCUUUGGAAUGUGGGGUAUGCCUUUCGAUACACCCCAACCAGGAAACUUUCGAUGGGCAUCUGUGUAUUACCUACCGGGAGGAUUAUCUAUGUUGCAACAAGGACCUGCGGAAUCAUGUCCAGUACAAUCGGCACAUGCUGACCAAACAUGGUCUCACGACCAAUUUUCGGGUGAAGCUUAUUCCUGGGGUUUUGAUGGGACAGCUGAGAAAGACUCGCAAACGUCUGGUACAGUGUCGCAAGUGCGACAUUGCUUUCACUUCCAAGGCGCAGAAAGUACAGCACAUGAUCGAAUGCAAUCGACUGUCGGCAUCGCAGUCCUAAUAUUGUUGUGUUUUAUGUGGAUUAGAUAGGUACGUACUAGAAAUAAUAUGCAUAUACAUAUAAGCCUAAUUAUGUUUCAAAUACAUCAUUGCAUAUAUUCUGCUUUACAUCGGAAUCGAAUGUAUAUGAUUUUUGAUGAGAA
Armigeres subalbatus is the source of this 3986-nucleotide messenger RNA. Its product is annotated as zinc finger protein 808-like. Gene Ontology annotation, cellular component: nucleus. The transcript has 9 exons. The record is from RefSeq and is a predicted model, not a curated record. Gene Ontology annotation, biological process: regulation of transcription by RNA polymerase II. The coding region runs from base 137 to 3844 and encodes 1235 amino acids. Gene Ontology annotation, molecular function: RNA polymerase II transcription regulatory region sequence-specific DNA binding; DNA-binding transcription factor activity, RNA polymerase II-specific; zinc ion binding. Lineage: Eukaryota; Metazoa; Arthropoda; Insecta; Diptera; Culicidae.